AUGUCAUUUAGAAAUAGUGGUGGUUCUAAUAGAUAUCAAGAGUUUGAUAUCGAGUCGGGAGACUUGACCCGAAAAAAAUCUUUGGUCAGACCUGAAAGACAAAGAAUGGAUCCUAAUCAUCCACAAUAUCAUUAUACUCAAGUUGCCAACCAAGAAUCUAAUCAUUUAAAGAUUCAACCUUCAACUACUGGGUUAGAUCCUCAAGUUUCUCAAGGGAAUUCUGUCAAUGAUGGUUAUUAUCCUAGAAAUAGUUACCAUAGUUAUCGUUCCCAAACAUCUAAUUUAAAUCGUCAAAGACUGUCACUGCCAUCAAAAAGUGUUAGAAUUGAUGCUCCAAAUAAUGAUGAUGAAUCAGGAAUUCCUUUAAUGGAUUAUCAAGAAAAUACCAGUCCUUUGAAAGAAGGUAGAGAAAUUUAUGGAUUAAAUGAUGAAAUUGAUUAUUCUCCUAAUAAGAAUCUUAAAAGAUCAUCAACUAUUAAGAAGAAACAACCACCAAAGAAAAAAAGUAACAUUUAUCUUUGGAAAGUUUAUUGUUAUGUUAUAACAUUUUGGGCCCCAGCUCCUUUAUUAAGUUUAUUUGGUUUAAAAACUAAAGAAAGACAAUUUGCUUGGAGAGAAAAAAUGGCAUUAAUCAGUUGUAUUGCUUAUCUUGGAGCUUUCAUUGCUUAUGUUACUUUCGGAUUCACUCAAACUGUUUGUAAAAGUCAAAAACUUAGAACUAGAAUUAAUCACGUUAGUAGUGGUAAUUUAAUUAUUAAUGGUAGAUCAUUUGAUUUAACAAGAUCAAGACAUCCUUCAGCUGCUGGUAUAACUGCUGGGGCUAAUGUUUUAUAUCCUCCAAUUAAUGCUGGAGGUAAAGAUGCUUCAUUAUUAUUUCAAAAUGUUAAUGGGAAUUGUAAAAAUUUAAUUAAACCAAGAGACAAUUGUACAAUUCCUAAAAAUUCUGAUGAUGAUGUUGCUUGGUAUAUGCCAUGUAAAUUAUUAGAUCAAGAUGGUUCAACCCAACCAAAUUUUACUACAGAAUAUUACCAAGGUUGGUCAUGUCAUACUUCAUCAAUUGCAAGAGAUGCUUAUUAUGGUUUAAGAGUUGAUGGUGAUGUUUAUUUUACUUGGGAUGAUAUUCGUAAUAGUUCAAGAAAUUUGGUAGUAUAUGCUGGUAAUGUAUUAGAUUUAAAUUUAAUCAAUUGGAUUCAAACUGAUGAUUUAGAAUAUCCUGAUUUAUUUAAUAAAUUAAGAGAUGAUGAUCUUUUUAAAGGUCAUGAUGUUUCAUUGAUUUUAACUAAUAGUGAAGAAAGACAUGCUGCUAGAUGUUUAACUGAAAUUGCUAAAGUUGGUAGUAUUGAUUCUGAUUCAAUUGGUUGUAUUGCAUCUCAAGUUGUUUUAUAUACUUCAUUAGUUUUCAUUUUAUCUGUUGUUAUUGCCAAAUUUUUAAUGGCUUGUUGGUUUAAAUGGGUUAUUUCUGGAUCUCAAGGAGCAAAAUUAAUGUCAAAUAAAUCAAUGAAUGAAAGAGAUAAUAAUGUUGAAGGUUGGGCUGAUAAUUCUAAACCCGAUGAUUUAUUAGUUGUACCUCCAAAGACAAGAGCCAAUUAUAAAACUAAUAGACAAUCAGUUUUAAAUAAAAGAUUAUCUUUAGCACCUCAAGAAUUGGAUGAAUAUUAUGUUAACAGUGAUCAAUUAUCAAAGAAUUUCAAAUAUACUACCAUGACUACUCAAAAUCAUUUUUUGAAUAACAAAACUCAAAAAAGAAAAGAAAAGAGACAAUCAACUUUAUUUAUGAAUGAAACUUUUAACUCAUCAACUGAUUUAUUGAAUGCUACUAUGUCAAGACCAGUAUCAACUAUUAAUCCUUUUGAAAUGGAUGAAUAUAAUGUGAUGACAGGUUUAUCACCCGAUCUUAUUCAUCCUGAUGUUGUACCUCAACCUCCUGUUGAAUAUCAACCUUUUGGUUAUCCUUUAGCUCAUACUAUUUGUACAGUUACUUGUUAUUCUGAAGAUGAUUUUGCUUUAAGAACUACUUUAGAUUCGGUUUGUACUACUGAUUAUCCAAAUUCUCAUAAAUUAAUCAUGGUAAUUUGUGAUGGUUUAAUUAAAGGUUCAGGUAAUGAUAGAUCUACUCCUGAAAUCGCUUUAAGUAUGAUGACUGAUUUUGUUGUUGAUCCUGAAGAAGUUGAAGCUUUUAGUUAUGUUGCGGUUGCUCAAGGUUCUAAAAGACAUAAUAUGGCCAAAGUUUAUGGAGGUUUUUAUAAAUAUGAUGAUUCAACUAUUCCUGUUGAAAAUCAACAAAGAGUUCCUAUCAUUACUAUUGUUAAAUGUGGUACUCCUGAAGAAGCUAACUUACCAAAACCUGGUAAUAGAGGUAAAAGAGAUUCUCAAAUCAUUUUAAUGUCUUUCUUACAAAAAGUUAUGUUUGAUGAAAGAAUGACAUCAAUGGAAUUUGAAUUGUUAUCAACUAUUUGGAAAGUAACUGGUUUAAUGGCAGAAUUUUAUGAAAUUGUUCUUAUGGUUGAUGCUGAUACUAAAGUUUAUCAUGAUUGUUUAACUCAUAUGGUAGCUGAAAUGGUUAAAGAUCCAAGUGUUAUGGGAUUAUGUGGUGAAACCAAAAUUGAAAAUAAAAAUCAAAGUUGGGUCACUUUAAUUCAAGUUUUUGAAUAUUAUAUUUCUCAUCAUCAAGCUAAAGCUUUUGAAAGUGUUUUCGGUGGGGUUACUUGUUUACCUGGUUGUUUCUGUAUGUAUAGAAUUAAAGCUCCAAAAGGUAAAGAUGGUUAUUGGGUUCCAGUUUUAGCUAAUCCUGAUAUUGUUGAAAGAUAUAGUGACAAUGUGGUUGAUACUUUACAUAAAAAGAAUUUGUUAUUAUUAGGUGAAGAUCGUUAUUUAUCUUCAUUAAUGUUGAAAACUUUCCCUAAAAGAAAACAAAUUUUUGUUUCAAAAGCUAUUUGUAAAACUAUCGUUCCUGAUAAGUUUUCAGUUUUAUUAUCACAAAGAAGAAGAUGGAUUAAUUCUACCAUUCAUAACUUAAUGGAAUUAAUCUUAGUAAGAGAUUUAUGUGGUACUUUCUGUUUCUCAAUGCAAUUUUGUAUUGGUAUGGAAUUAAUCGGUACUUUAGUUUUACCUGUUGCCAUUUCUUUCACAGUUUAUGUUGUGGUUUAUGCCAUUGUUUCAACUCCAACUCCUAUUUUGUCAUUAGUAUUAUUAGGGGUGAUUUUUGGAUUACCAGCAUUAUUAAUUGUGGUAACUGUCUCAUCAUUGAAAUAUGUUAUAUAUUUCUUCAUUUAUCUUUUAGCUUUACCAAUUUGGAAUUUCGUUUUACCAGUUUAUUCAUUCUGGAAAUUCGAUGAUUUUAGUUGGGGUGAUACAAGAGUUGUUGCCGGUAUUGCUAAAGAUAAAGGACAUGAUGAAGGUGAUGGUCUUUUCGAUUCUUCUCAAAUUCAAAUGAAACGUUGGAGAGAAUUCGAAAGAGAUAGAAAGUCAAGAAUCAACAAUCUUCCAGUUCCAUCGGCUGCUUGGAAUCCUUCAAAUAAUGAAAAUUUAUUAGAAGAUAGCUAUUCAAACAGUCCUUAG
Yamadazyma jaroonii is the source of this 3558-nucleotide messenger RNA. The record is from the annotation of a GenBank genome assembly. Lineage: Eukaryota; Fungi; Ascomycota; Pichiomycetes; Serinales; Debaryomycetaceae.